AUGCAGGCCAGCAGUGGCAUAUCGGUGCUACAGGCCUCUCGGGCAGUUUCGUCACUCGCUCAUGGGGCCGCCGCUGUCCUGUCCUGGGGCCUCGGCCAGCAGGGCGCGCUGGGAAUCCGCUCGGAUCGGGACCACUACGAGCCAGAGCACAUUCCUGACCUGCCAGACAACGUCGUGGCGGGCCAGCUGUUUGCGUGGGGGCGCAACAAGGAGGGGCAGCUGGGCAGGGUGCUGGCGCCUGGCGAGUUUGACUUCUCGGCAGCGCCUCAGCCGGUGGAGGCGCUGAGCAAGGAGCAUAUCGUGGCCGCCACCGGCAGCGGCGUGGCCUCCUUUGCGCUCUCCCGCCACGGCGCCCUGUUUGUGUUUGGCGCCAGCAAGCGCGGGCAGCUGGGCCUGGGGCCCGGCCAGCCAUCGGCGCCGCACCCGCAGCAGCUGCGCCUGCCGGCGGCGGCGGUCCAAGUAUCCGCUGGGUGGGGGCACGCCGCCGCGCUGCUGGACGAGGACGAGGAGGAGGGGCGGCUGGUGGAGCGGAGCUGCUGGGAGCCGCGGCGGGUGGACCUGUUGGCAGGGAUGGUGUGCGGCUUUGACCACACAAUGGUGCUGGCAGAGGAUGGCUCGCUGUUCACGAUGGGCGACAACUCUCUAGGGCAGCUGGGGAGGCCCAGCCAGCCGCAGGCACGCCCCGGGGCUGCUGCUGCGGCGGGCUGCAGCCUGCCUGGCGAGCACCUGGCGCCCAGUUGCGCCUCCAGCUGGAUAGUCAACCCCGAGGCCGACUGCGGGCGGCGCAUCAACCACCCCCGCCCGCAGGUGGCGGCGGGGCUGGGGCACUGCCUGGGGGUGCUGGCCGACGGCGGCGUGGUGUCCUGGGGGUGGAACGGCGGCGGCCAGCUGGGGCUGGGCCAGUUUGUGACGGAGGAGUGUAUCCCCAGGCCCACACCCAUCUACGGAAUCCCUGCCAACAGGCACGCUCUGAUUGCCGCGGGGCGGGUGCACAGCGUGCUUGCCACUGAUGAGAUCGCCGACCGCGGCAGCGCCUUUGAGGCGCAGGGCUGCGCCAAGGCGCCCGUGCUGACCAUGUGCCACAGUUGGGGCAGCGCGGCCAAUGGGCGGCUCGGCACGGGCCAGCUGGAGGACUCCCACUUUCCGGAGCUGGUGCCGGAUUUGGAUGGGGAGCAGAUAGUGGGGCUGGCCUGCGGGCUGGACCACACGCUGGCCCUGGUGAGGAGCAUGUAA
Chlorella variabilis is the source of this 1233-nucleotide messenger RNA. RefSeq lists its product as hypothetical. The transcript is spliced from 11 exons. Bases 1 to 1233 code for a protein of 410 amino acids. The record is from RefSeq and is a predicted model, not a curated record. Lineage: Eukaryota; Viridiplantae; Chlorophyta; Trebouxiophyceae; Chlorellales; Chlorellaceae.